AUUUCUACUCCAAAUUGGUGGAUUUCCACCACAAACCGGUAGAUUUCUACUCCAAUUUGGUGCACUUCCACCCUGAACCAGUAGAUUUCUACUCCAAAUCGAUGGAUUUCCACCCCAAACCAGUAGAUUUCUACUCCAAAUCGGUGCAUUUCCACCCCAAACCAAUAGAUUUCUGUUCCAAAUUGGUGGAUUUAAACCCCAAACCAGUAGAUUUCUACCUCAAAUUGGUGCAUUUCUACUCCAAAUUGGUGCAUUUCCACCCCAAACCAGUAGAUUUCUACCCCAAUUUGGUGCAUUUCCACCCCAAACCAAUAGAUUUCUAUUCCAAAUUGGUGCAUUUCCACCCCAAAUUGGUGGAUUUCUACUCCAAACCAGUAGAUUUCCACCCCAAACCAGUAGAUUUCUACCCCAAUUUGGUGGAUUUCCACCCCAAACCAGUAGAUUUCUACCCCAAAUUGAUGGAUUUCCACCCCAAACCAAUAGAUUUCUACCCCAAACUGGUGGAUUUCCACCCCAAACCAGUAGAUUUCUACCCCAAAUUGAUGGAUUUCCACCCCAAACCAGUAGAUUUCUACUCCAAAUUGGUGCAUUUCCACCCCAAACCAGUAGAUUUCUACUCCAGAUUGAUGGAUUUCCACCCCCAGACCAGCAGAUUUCCACCUCAAGUUUCAUCUGGAAACUUUUCAAG
Messenger RNA from Merops nubicus (carmine bee-eater), 688 nucleotides. RefSeq names its product kininogen-1a. NCBI's taxonomy places the organism in Eukaryota, Metazoa, Chordata, Aves, Coraciiformes, Meropidae. The annotation marks the transcript as partial. The record is from RefSeq and is a predicted model, not a curated record. The transcript has a single exon.